Messenger RNA from Uloborus diversus, 1611 nucleotides. RefSeq names its product SURP and G-patch domain-containing protein 1-like. Gene Ontology annotation, biological process: RNA processing. Gene Ontology annotation, cellular component: nucleoplasm. NCBI's taxonomy places the organism in Eukaryota, Metazoa, Arthropoda, Arachnida, Araneae, Uloboridae. The record is from RefSeq and is a predicted model, not a curated record. The transcript is spliced from 12 exons. Gene Ontology annotation, molecular function: RNA binding. Bases 27 to 1418 code for a protein of 463 amino acids.
GACAUAUAUUUCACAAGUAAACAAACAUGGAUAGGUUAUCUGAAAUGUCUGAGCAGAGAAGGAUAAUCGAAGAAAAGAAACUAGAAAUUUUACGCAAAAUAGAGCAGAAGAAAAAAAGAGAAGUUGAUAGCGCACCUACAACAACCACGAAUAUUGUCACAUCUUCUAAUAAAAGCUUUCCUGUGAAAAUUCCAACAUUUUCAUCAACUAAUCUGUUUAAAAACGAUGGAAGUUUUUUAGACCAAUUUAAAAAAAUGCAAGAAACUGACAAAAAUUCUGUAAAUAACUCUUCUGAAUCUUCGUCUUCAAAAGGGGGUAUUGUGAUGAAAAUACAGCCGCCUCCAAGUAAAACUUUAGAACCUACUCCUGCUCAAGCUGAAUUAGCUACUGAGGAGGAUGACAAAACUCUUAUUUCUUCACCAGAGGAUAGAGCCGUUCGCAUUGCUGUCGAGAAGGUGGCCAUAUCUGUGGCAGUGAACGGAGGAAUGGCUGAAGAGGUGGCUAGAACUUCCAACCAAGAAGACCCUGCUUAUAGUUUUCUAAAUGAGCAUGAUGGAGAGGUGUAUAAACUGUAUCAAAAACGAGUUUCUGAUCUGGUGGAAGCUAAAAAGCGAGCAGAAGCUGACGGACAUUUGAUGACUUUCAACAAAGAUGAUGAAAAAGCUGAUAGCCAAAACACAGCUAAAAGGAGAAAGAGGAGCCGUUGGGAACCACAAGAUUCUGAGUGUGAUGUUAAUAUUAUGCCAAGAUAUGUACAGCAAGAUACUGGCCUUGUUUCAUACGCGAUGCAAGUUUUUGGGUCAACAGAUUUAACUCCCGAACAGUGGAAACAGCUUGAGGACCAAAGAAAGAUGCGACUUUUGUUCGAGAUGAUGCAAAUGAAGCAGAAAGAAGCCGAACUCAGAAAACUGACCGGGAAAAUGAAGUAUGAAUACGAUUCUGAUGAAGAGACUGACGGCGGUACCUGGGAGCAUAAAAGAAGAGCUAAGGAAAUGGAAAAAACUAAAAUAUGGGCUGAGGAACUUACGCAACAGGCUCAAGGUAAGCACCACAUUGGGGAUUUUCUCCCCCCUGAAGAACUGGAAAACUUCCUGGAGAAGUGGGAUGCGGUGAAGGAAGGCCGGAACCCGGAUCUCUCCGAUUACAAGGAGCAUAAAUUGACAUCUACCAACAUCGGUUACCAGAUGUUGCAGAAACUUGGUUGGUCAGAAGGACAAGGGCUGGGUGCUAACGGAGGAGGAAUUGUUGAUCCAGUCAACAAGGGUAACGUGUCUGUUGAAAACGCGGGUUUAGGCCAAACUAGGCCCGAUGAUAUAAAAUCUGACGAUGAUGAAUAUGAAGCGUACAGAAAGAGGAUGAUGCUUGCCUAUCGUUUUAGACCCAAUCCUUUGAAUAAUCCUCGACGUCCAUAUUAUUGACUGUUCGAUCUGAAUCAAGGUGUUCAGCAAAUGUUGGAGAUUAUCUAGUUUUAGUUUUUUAACUUGUUCAGCAACCUGUUGAACAACACUUUAAACUUAAACGCAAUUGUAUAGUUUUAACUCAUAUGUCUGUUUCAUUUUUGUGCAUCUGUUGAACUUUGUACAUACCAAAUAAAUACUACUGAUCAUUAAA